This is a messenger RNA of Verticillium alfalfae VaMs.102, 2100 nucleotides long. Its product is annotated as pre-mRNA-splicing factor ATP-dependent RNA helicase PRP43. The record is from RefSeq and is a predicted model, not a curated record. Gene Ontology annotation, cellular component: catalytic step 2 spliceosome; intracellular anatomical structure. NCBI's taxonomy places the organism in Eukaryota, Fungi, Ascomycota, Sordariomycetes, Glomerellales, Plectosphaerellaceae. The transcript has 2 exons. Gene Ontology annotation, molecular function: RNA binding. The coding region runs from base 1 to 2100 and encodes 699 amino acids.
AUGGGGGACCCAAAGGGCGGCGAGCCCAAGAGCAAGAAGCGCAAGCUCAACAACCAGAAUGUACUCAAGGUCGGCAACAAAGUCAUCUCCCUCGAGGGGUACCUCAAUCCGCCAGCAAAGAAGCCCCCCCCCGCAGCCAGAAACCAACACCCAGCAGUGCCGCAGUUCCUGACCGCCGAGUCCUGGUGCCGCCGCAAGACGGUCAAGGUCGGCCAUGACGGUCGCGAGGCUGCCGUCGGCGGUGUCGUCGCCAUCACACAGCCGCGGCGUGUCGCUGCCACGACGCUGGCUCAUCGUGUUGCCAGGGAGGCUGGCACGCCGCUGCGGCCUGGGGCGGAGGGCAUGGUCGGUUACUCGGUGCGGUUCGAUCACAACGUACCCAAGGGGACCAAGAUCAAGUUCGUGACGGAGGGCAUGUUGCUGCAGGAGCUGCUGCAUGAUCCUCACCUUCGCCAGUACAGCGCCAUUGUUGUCGAUGAAAUCCACGAGAGGAGCGUGGAUGUCGAUCUGCUGUCAGGAUUCCUGAAACAGAUCCUCUCAGGAGACGUGUCGGGCCGUGGCGGCAUCCCGUUGAAGGUUGUCAUCAUGAGUGCUACGGCUGACGUUGAGAGGAUACAACGCUUUUUCUCAGAGGCAGCACCUGUCCUCGAGGGCGAGGAGGCGCCGGUGCCUUCGGCCAGCAAGGCAAUUUCUGUUGGCGAGAUGCGCAUCCCUGGACGACAGUUUCCGGUACAGACCAUUCAUCUGCCUAGGGCGAUCCCAGACAUUCAGGAUUCUCUUCUCAAGUCCAUCUUCAGGAUACACACGGAAGAACCUCUUCCUGGUGACAUUCUGGCCUUCCUCACAGGCCAGGAAGAGAUUGAGGCGGCACAGGGCCUCAUCGAGGAGUAUGCCGCUACUCUCGCUUCGAAUUUACCCAAGAUUCGCGUGUUCCCUCUCUUCGGCCAAUUGUCAAUCGAAGCGCAGCACGAAGCAUUCAAGCCCAUCAAGGGCGGGUUUACGCGAAAGGUUGUCCUUGCGACCAACAUUGCCGAGACGUCCGUCACCGUUCCCGGUGUCAGGUAUGUCGUGGACUGCGGCAAAGCCAAGGUCAAACAGUACCGCAGCCGCCUCGGCAUGGAGUCUCUACUCGCGAAGCCAAUAUCAAAGUCAUCCGCCAUCCAACGAACCGGUCGUGCCGGCCGUGAAGGCCCCGGAAAAUGCUACCGUCUAUAUCCUGAGGAUGCCUUCAACUCGCUCGAGGAUACGGACCUCCCUGAAAUCCUUCGCAUUGAUGUUCUCGGCGCCGUUCUCACGAUGAAGGCCCGUGGCAUCGACGACGUUUUGUCCUUUCCCCUCAUGGAUGCUCCCGCCAUUGACUCAAUCGAAAAGGCCCUCAUCCACCUCCACGGCCUCGGCGCCCUCGCAGACGACGGAUCCAUCACCUCCGCUGGCCGCAAGAUGGCGGCGUUCCCCGUCUCGGCCCCUCUUGGCACCGUCCUCCUGGCGGCCGCCAAGCCGCAAUUCGACUGCCUCCUCGACGUCAUUGACGUCAUCGCCGCCCUCACCUCGGGCGACGACAUUUUCAUGCAGCUCCAGUCGGAGAACGAGCGCGACGAGGCCGAAGAGCUGCGCAAAGAGCUCUACCGCCGCGAGGGCGACAUACUGACGUACCUGACAACGAUGCAGCUCUACGCGGCCGAGAACGCCGACCGCACCCUCUGGUGCAAGAAGCGCCGCGUCAACCUGCGCAACAUGAAGACGGCCAUGAACAUCCGCCGGCAGCUGCGAGCCCUCUGCCUCAAGGAGAACCUCUUGGCCGAGGCGCCGCCGCCGGACCCGCAGCCCUUUGUGCCGCUGGCGCCCGAGCGGGCCGAGUCCCUCCUCAAGUGCUUCCUGCGCGGCUUCGUGUCCAAGACGGCCGUGUUGGCGCCGGAUGCGAGCUACGUCACGUCGCAGGGCAAGCACGUUGUCGCCAUCCACCCAGCGAGCGUGCUGCACGGGCAGAAGAGGGAGGCCAUCAUGUUCCUGGAGCAUGUGUACACGCAGAAGAAUUACGCGAAGAAGGUCAGCGUCAUACAGGCGAACUGGAUCAUCGAGGCGCUGCAGGGCGAGGCUUGA